This is a messenger RNA of Penicillium bovifimosum, 924 nucleotides long. RefSeq names its product PaaI family thioesterase. Lineage: Eukaryota; Fungi; Ascomycota; Eurotiomycetes; Eurotiales; Aspergillaceae. The record is from RefSeq and is a predicted model, not a curated record. The transcript has 2 exons. The coding region runs from base 1 to 924 and encodes 307 amino acids.
AUGUCUCGUCAAUAUUUUACGACUUCCCUCUCUCUUCGCAACUUCACAUCCCAUCCCAUCUCCUCAACCCCUUCGCGACUCACCCGAACCUCAUCCCCAUCAUUCGGCACCCCAAAGCCUUUCAACAAAUCCUACAAACGGUUUAACUCUACUGAACCGACUCAUUCCGCCUCCGCUCACCCGCCCCCACGCUCACCUCCGCGCUCGCGCCUCCGCCGCUUCAUCGGCUUCAGCUCCCUCGCCGUCUUCGCCUUCACCCUCGGACUAACCUACCAAACCCAACGCACCGUCUCCCGCAUCAUGGCCUCCCCAAUGCUCAGCGACGAAGAAACCCUAUCCGCCUACCACGCCGGGGACACCACAACCGCCGAGAUCGACACAACACUCCGCACCCACCCCGUCGCCGAGGCCCUCCGCGCCGAUCCCGACUUCAGCGAGUCGCGCCCACACCUCAAAAUCCCCGCAACCAUGCGCGAGCGCAAUUUCACCGCCGGCACCCUGGCCGGACCAGGGAAGAUCGUCGUGCCACCCUACGUCUUCAGUGAGCGCGCAGGCAAGAGCAUGGUUUCCCUCAUGUACCUCGGUGGUGAUGUCUGCGGGCACCAGGGCAUUAUUCACGGCGGUCUGCUGGCUACAUUGUUAGACGAGGGUUUGGCGCGUUGCUGCUUCCCGGCUUUGCCGAAUAAGGUUGGCGUCACGGCUAAUUUGAAUAUUGAUUAUCGGGCUCCAGCCAUGGCGGAUCAGUAUGUUGCGUUGAGGGCGGAGACUGUGAAGGUUGAGGGUCGUAAGGCGUGGGUGGAAGGUCGCAUUGAGACUUUGCCGAUUGAUGGCUCGGAUCCUGUGGUUUUGGUUGAGGCUAAGGCUUUGUUCAUUGAACCCAGACAAGCUGCUGUAAGUGGAAUCUUUGUUAUUUUGGUGGGUUGA